AUGAUUAACAUUGAUGAGUUCGAGACUGAAAAAGGACUUAACAAGAUUGGCACUUUACAACGAGCUGGAGAUACUCAUUGGAGUUCUCACUUCAAGCCAGUUUCAAGCUUAAUAAAAAUAUUCAGUCCAAUAUGUGAAGUUCUUCUUAACAUCAUUAACGAAGGAACGACUUCUACCCAACGAGGAGAUGCAGACUCAGCUUAUAAAACAUUGACUUCAUUUGAAUUUGUCUUUAUUUUGCAUCUCAUGAAAGAAAUGUUGGAGAUCACUGAUUUACUUUGUCAAGCUUUACAAUACCAAUCUCAAGACAUCUUAAAUGCUAUGAAUCUAGUUUCAUCUACCAAGGCACUUCUACAAAAGGUUAGAGAUGACAAAUGGGAUGCUUUACUAGCCAAUGUGAAAUCAUUUUGCGAGGUAUGUAACAUAGAUGUCCCGAAUAUGAAUGCUCCUUAUAUUAGGAGAAGAGGUCGAGCUCGUGAUCAUCAAGAUGACUUUACAGUUGAGCAUUAUUAUCGAGUAGAUAUUUUUUAUGCUGCAAUAGAUUCUCAACUACAAGAAUUAACUGGACGGUUUAGUGAACAUGCAGUAGAGUUGCUUAAUCUUAGCUCAGCUCUGGUGUAA
This is a messenger RNA of Camellia sinensis, 621 nucleotides long. RefSeq lists its product as uncharacterized. NCBI's taxonomy places the organism in Eukaryota, Viridiplantae, Streptophyta, Magnoliopsida, Ericales, Theaceae. The record is from RefSeq and is a predicted model, not a curated record.